Anopheles marshallii is the source of this 651-nucleotide messenger RNA. RefSeq names its product rRNA-processing protein FCF1 homolog (gene Bka). The coding region runs from base 1 to 651 and encodes 216 amino acids. NCBI's taxonomy places the organism in Eukaryota, Metazoa, Arthropoda, Insecta, Diptera, Culicidae. The transcript has 2 exons. Gene Ontology annotation, cellular component: small-subunit processome; nucleolus. The record is from RefSeq and is a predicted model, not a curated record.
AUGACACCUGAUCUACGUACCGAGGGCUGUUUUCAGGGCAAUAAGAAUCAGGUGAAAAGAUUACAGCAGCAACGCUCGGGACUGCUGAGGCGAAUGAUCAAAUCCACGGACAGCCGGCUGAAACCUGCGGACCGUUCCGCAGCGAAACCGAAGAAAAAGCGCGACAGCGAUGAACCAAAGCUAAUCGAACGUCCACAAGGCAGUUCGGCAAUGUUCUUCCAAUACAACACACAGCUAGGACCACCGUACCACGUACUGGUUGACACGAAUUUCGUCAACUUCAGCAUCAAGAACAAGCUGGACAUUAUCAAAACCAUGAUGGACUGUCUGUACGCGAAAUGUAUACCAUACAUUACGGACUGUGUGGUGGCCGAGUUGGAGAAGCUGGGACAGAAGUACAAGCUAGCUCUCCGGAUCAUAAAAGAUCCACGCUUCGAGCGGCUGCACUGUUUGCACCGGGGUACGUACGCCGAUGACUGCCUAGUACAGCGAGUCACCCAGCACAAAUGCUACAUAGUGGCCACAAACGAUAAGGACCUGAAACGUCGCAUUCGUAAAAUUCCCGGUGUGCCGAUCAUGAACGUGGCCGUAAAUCGGUACGUUAUCGAACGAAUGCCGGACGCUUUCGAGCCGAUGACGUCAAAGAAGUGA